AUGGCAGGAAGCAGUGCUGACGCAGCCAACUCCACAUCGGGUUUCGUCACGGCGCUGAUCUUGUACGGUAUCCUGUUUGUGGUGUAUCUAGCGGCUUUCGUGAAUUUGAGACCCCGCCAGCCACGGGUGUACCAACCCCGUUCCAUCAAGGAGAUCAUCACAGUCCGUGAAGAAGAACGUACAGAAUCGGUCCCAGAUGGGUAUUUCACCUGGGUCCGCUACCUCAUGUCAAAACCCCACUCCUUCAUCAUCCAGCACGCAGGACUCGACGGGUAUCUGUUUUUGCGCUACCUCGCCGUGUUUGGAUCGAUCUCCCUCGUCGGCUGUAUCAUCAUCUUGCCCAUUUUGCUACCAGUCAACGCAACAAACGGAAAAAACUACAAGGGAUUCGAGUUGCUUGCAUUUGCAAACGUUACAAACAAAAACCGGUUUUACGCUCAUGUGUUUUUGUCGUGGAUUUUCUUUGGCCUUGUGAUCUAUACCAUUUACCGUGAAUUGUACUACUACGUCUCUCUCAGGCACGCAGUUCAAACAAGUCCAUAUUACGACGGACUUAUUUCCUCAAAAACCGUGGUGCUCACUGACCUUUCAUCGGAUUUGCGUAACGAGUCGGAGAUUCAGCGUAGAUUCGAAAACUGCAAUAGGGUCACUUUUGCUCACGACAACACUGAGCUACAGCAGCUCGUUGCCGAGCGUUCUAAGCUAGCCUCCAAAUAUGAAGGUGCUAUGAACAAGGUGAUUAGAAAAUCCUUGAAAAUCAGAAGAAAGGCUGAGAAAAAAGGAAAGCUGGAUGAGCUCAUUGGUAGCAAACCAGAAGAUGACCUACAAACUUACAUUCCUCAAAAAAAGAGACCAACAUUCCGCUUAGGCAAAAUUCCUUUGCCGAUCAUUGGUGGUCAGAAAGUGGACACUUUGGAAUAUUGCAGCAAGCGCAUCGGGGAGCUCAAUGAAGAAAUCGAGAAGCAACAACAAGCAUGGGACACCCGUGACAAAGUUGGUGCUUGCUUCAUGGAGUUUAAGGGUCAAUUGGAUGCUCAACGUGCGUUCCAGUCCGUGAAAUAUAUCCUAGACAAGGGCUCUUACGACAAAUGCUUGAUUGGAACCUCGCCCGACGAUAUUGCGUGGGACACUCUUGGCAUGUCCAAACAUGUCAGACGUUCUAAGCGUGGUGUGGCCAACACGGUAUUGACUCUGAUGAUCAUUUUCUGGGCUAUUCCCGUGGCUUUUGUGGGUUUCGUUUCAAACAUCAACUUCUUGAUUAAAACCCUGACAUUUCUCAAAUUCAUCAACAACUUGCCCAAGGUUCUUCUCGGUUUGAUCACAUCCAUUUUACCCACUGUUUUACUCGCUUUAUUGAUGUCUUUGGUGCCCGUUUUCAUCAAAAAAAUGGGUGCCAUUAGCGGUUGCAGUAGUUUACAGGAGCGAGAGUUAUACUGUCAAGUAUGGUACUAUGCUUUUCUUGUCGUGCAAGUGUUCAUCGUUGUUACUUUGGCCUCCUCAGCUUCCUCUACUAUAACGUCAAUUAUAGAUGAUCCAAGUUCUGCAAUGACACUUUUGUCACAAAAUUUGCCUAAGGCCUCGAACUUCUACAUUGCCUACUUUUUACUUCAAGGUCUCGUUUUUCCUAGUGGAGCCUUGCUGCAAAUUGUGGGUCUCAUUCUCAGCAAAGUGUUAGGAAGAAUUUUGGACUCAACGCCUAGACAGAAAUGGGCUAGGUACAAUACCUUGGCAAAGCCAAGUUGGGGUGUUAUUUUCCCUAGCAUCGAAUUUAUGGUUUGCAUCUUCAUCUGCUAUUCCAUCAUAGCACCUAUUCUGAUGAUUUUCUCCACCGUGGCCCUUGCGUUAUUUUACCUCGCCUACACCUACAAUUUGAACUAUGUCCUCGGUUUUUCAUUUGAUAUGAAGGGGAGAGCAUACGCAAGAGCCUUAUUUCAGGUUUUUCUCGGUCUUUACUUGUCAGAAGUUUGCCUGUUAGGGCUUUUCAUCAUGGCAAAAACUUGGGGACCACUGGUCAUUGAGGCUGUGUUCAUUGGGUUCACCGUGUUGUGCCACUUGUAUUUCCAAAGAAGGUUUAUUCCACUUUUCGAUGCUGUUCCUUUGAGCGCCAUCAAAUAUUCUAGAGGCGAAAGCACGUUUUUCUAUCCCGCCAAGGACCAAGGUCUCAGUGAAAUCAACGGUACCGGUGAGGAGCUCAAACGCAAACUAGAUGAAAGCGAAACCGGUGGUGCCAUCCAACCCGCAACGUCUGCCGAUCUCAAGAAGGCUGGCAUUCUUUCAGACGAUGACGACGGAGAGGCGGAGAAGGAGUUCGACUCAGAGAGAAAACGCCAAUCUUCCAACUCGAGUAAAGAUAACGCUGAUCCGGAAGAACCCAAUUUUGUUCCUGAAGAUGAAGAGUUCCACAAGUACAGUUAUAAGGACGUGCAAAACCUGAAUACCAACGACCAGACCAAGCAUGACAUUGAUGCCAACGGUGCUGUGGUGACGAAUGCGGACGCAGGCAAUGUGUUUUCCGAUGCUAACGCUGUUACUAAAGAUCCUCGCGCUUUCCCACCAGAUGUAUCUUACCACAGGGGAUGGAAGGAGAGAAUCGCUUACCUGUUCCAGCCACACAAAAGUUAUGAAUUUUCCAGUGUGCGCAAGAGUCUUCCAUAUGUGCUAAACUCAACUGUGAAAUAUGACAAGGACUUUUUGGAGACUGCAUACACAGACCCCUCUGUCACAGACCCGGCGCCCAAGCUGUGGAUCGCUCGUGAUCCUCUUGGAUUAUCGACUCAGCAGAUACUUCUCGCAAGAACUAAUGGAGUUGAAGUUAGCGAUGAAUUUACCGGCUACGAUGAAAAGAGCAGAACGACGUUCAACUUCCAUCCACCUGAUUAUGAGCCUGUGGCCAAACGCUGA
Messenger RNA from Lachancea lanzarotensis, 2901 nucleotides. RefSeq names its product LALA0S10e05468g1_1 (gene PHM7). Bases 1 to 2901 code for a protein of 966 amino acids. Gene Ontology annotation, cellular component: plasma membrane. Gene Ontology annotation, molecular function: calcium-activated cation channel activity. NCBI's taxonomy places the organism in Eukaryota, Fungi, Ascomycota, Saccharomycetes, Saccharomycetales, Saccharomycetaceae. The transcript has a single exon. The record is from RefSeq and is a predicted model, not a curated record.